Molecule: messenger RNA, 216 nt
Organism: Lasiodiplodia theobromae
Lineage: Eukaryota; Fungi; Ascomycota; Dothideomycetes; Botryosphaeriales; Botryosphaeriaceae
Product: Tumor necrosis factor receptor superfamily member 17
Exons: 1
Coding region: 1-216 (71 amino acids)
Source: RefSeq, a predicted model, not a curated record
AUGACGUUUUCUUCUCCCCACGACGCCGAGACACCCAGCAACGACCAACCCGCCACGAUGGAACUUUCCAACAACGAGAUCUUCAUCGCCCUUUUCUUCGGCUUCGUCGCGCUCAUCGUCAUGGCCAUGAUCAUCGUCUACUUCCGCAAGAAGCACCUGAAGAAGGUCAACGAGAAGCUGCGCGCCAAGCACGCCAACAUGGCCCAGGCGGUGUGA